AUGCCGGCUUUCAGCUGCCUCCUCCUCCUCCUCCUCUUCCAUACACGCAACACAUCUGCUUCUCCUUCCCUCCCUCGACCUCCUUCUUCCUCCUCCUCCUCCUCCUCCUCCUCCUCGACCUCCUCCUCCUUGUCCGACGUGCAAGAACAGAACUCGAGCACAAGUAAGCACAAGCCUCUCCAUCCCUUCCACAAACUCGGCGUGUCCAGCUUCCGCAUCGCACAGGCUAUCGGGCAUCUACGACCGCAACAACUCGUCCCAGCAGUCAGCAGAAGUCUGCAUGCGCUGGAGGCAGUAGGGAUGGUCUAUCGGACGUUCGAUGACGGUCACUACAUGGCGACCAAUGAAGGAGCAGAGAUCAGCGAGGAGACAUGGCAGAAGGUCCUGACCAUUGUGAAGGGAGGAGACAAGGAGAACGAGGGGGGCGAAGCUGGGGAGCUGGAGGAAGGGCUAGUAAAGAGGAGGGACGUGAAGACCUCAAAGGAGUUUCUGGGAGGAGAGCAGACGUGCCGAUAUUCAAGGAAGAUCCUCAAGAGAGAAUGCACUGGAUAUGCCGACGGUCUGUUCUCUGAGAAGAUAUGGAUUCGCUCCUUGAGAUCUUGUCGCAAGGCCCUCGUCCACUCCAGCCCUCCCUCCCACGUUGCUUCCUCCUCCCGCUUCACCAGCCUGGAGUUCAACCCGAGCUCCGAGUACCUGUUGUGCGGACGAGGAAGCGGUCAGCUGCUCAUCUUCAAGUCUCACGCGACUUCGAAUCGCUACGUGGAUGAGUGGGACAAGGCUGGUCGCUGCUGCUCUCUCAACGCUGUGAGGGACGUGGAGGGGAGGAGGACGAUUGAUGCAGCGCACUGGAAUCCGUUGAACCGCAACGAGGUUGGCGUGAGUUCCCGCGCAAGCGACGAGGUCCAUACGUACGACAUGAAAGUGUGCGGGAGCGCAAACAGAAGAAGAUGCGAACCUACGACAAUCUUGUCUCAUCGAUCAGGACAGGGGCAUGGCGGGCUGCUCGACUUCUGCUUCCUCUCCUCCUCCAUGGUAGCUGGAGGAACUCAGAGCGGGUGUGUACUGCUAUGGGAUCCGCGAUCCCCGAAGAGUCCAAAGGGAGUUCUGAAGCAAGUCUGGGACAUCCGAGCAAUCAAACCUCAGCUUUCCGUGCUCAGCUUGUGCACCAAAGAGCCAACAACCCUCACCACUGUAUGUGUGGAGGGCAAGUUGCCGAUGUUGACAGCAGAGGGCGAGAGGUGCGAGGGAACGCAUAUUCUUCCUCCUGAUCAACUCGCCCCGAGGAGUUACAUGCUUGAACCCAUGGCAGAGAGACUGGUUGCCUUUGCAGUGGGAGAUCGAUGCGUGGGGGUGCACGACUUGAUAACAGGGAAGCUGACGCAUGCUUACUUGAAUAACGACUCCGAUGAGUUCGGUGAGCUUAUCAUCGACAAUCAGCGACGAAGAAUUGCAUGGAUAUCUCCUGCAGGCAACGCAGGCAGGCAUCCCGUCCUCGUCCUCCGCAACCAUCAGGUGAGCCCGCCUGGUCGACUUGCGAUGCCUGACGAGCAGCAGAGGAACAAACUCACCCUCCUCCAUGCUGCCGAGAGCCAAGAGCCUCCCCGAUGGUGA
Guillardia theta CCMP2712 is the source of this 1611-nucleotide messenger RNA. RefSeq lists its product as hypothetical. Lineage: Eukaryota; Cryptophyceae; Pyrenomonadales; Geminigeraceae. Gene Ontology annotation, molecular function: protein binding. The coding region runs from base 1 to 1611 and encodes 536 amino acids. The transcript has 11 exons. The record is from RefSeq and is a predicted model, not a curated record.